This is a messenger RNA of Knipowitschia caucasica, 1533 nucleotides long. The record is from the annotation of a GenBank genome assembly. NCBI's taxonomy places the organism in Eukaryota, Metazoa, Chordata, Actinopteri, Gobiiformes, Gobiidae.
AUGGGAGCUGCUCGUGUGAAGCGGCGCUUCAGUGCUGUGGUGGAUGGGCCAGUAGAUGAAGAGGAGGUCAUGAGGCUGGCACAGAACGCUGCGGACACAGUGGAGGGGAGCCCAACUGGGUCAAGAAGCCCCAGCAGUCCUUCCCCAACACUUGUGUUCAAUGGAAAAGCUCUUUCUCUACUUAGCAACACCAAAAAUGCCCGGAGGCAGAGUGCCUUCAAGGACUCAAUAGGAGGAGGAGAGUGCGGGGUGUCAGCCCCAGGCAGAGUGGCUGGUGUUGGGGGCACAGAGGACCGGACCUUUCUGUCCUCUGCCUUCGCCAGCCGUCGCCAAACAAGGCGCUCCAGCCGACGGCCUCGACAGCGCUUUGUGGGCAAAGAUGGACGCUGCAACGUCACCUUUGUCAACAUGAGCGAGAGGGGUCAGCGCUACCUCAGCGACCUGUUCACCACCUGUGUGGACAUCCGCUGGCGCUGGAUGCUGAUCAUCUUCACUCUCUCCUUCCUCCUCUCCUGGCUGCUUUUUGGAUUUACAUUCUGGCUCAUUGCCUCUGCGCAUGGGGACCUCUCCAUUCGACUGGACCACAGCCCCAGCAGCUCCUCUUCUGCAGGAGAAGCUGGGGCCGGAGCAGAGCCUGAUGAAGAGGUGGUGGAGCCCUGUUUUCAUCAAGUGACCAGCUUCAUGGCAGCCUUUUUGUUUUCUCUGGAGACACAGACUUCUAUUGGUUACGGCUUUCGGAGUGUGACUGAAGAGUGCCCCCUGGCGGUGAUGGCGGUCGUGUUGCAGUGCAUUGUGGGCUGCAUCAUUGACGCCUUCAUCAUCGGAGCGGUUAUGGCAAAGAUUGCUAAGCCCAAGAAGCGCAAUGAGACACUUGUAUUCUCUGAAUCAGCAGUGGUGGCAAUGAGGGACGGAAAACUCUGCAUGAUGUGGAGAGUGGGGAACCUCCGCAAGAGCCAUCUCGUGGAGGCUCAUGUCCGGGCACAGUUUCUUAAGUCCAGGGUGACCACUGAGGGAGAGUAUCUUCCUCUGGACAAUGUUGACAUCAAUGUGGGAUUUGACACUGGCAUCGAUCGUAUCUUCGUGGUUUCCCCCGUGACGGUUGUCCAUGAAAUCAACAACGAAUCUCCUUUUUACGAAAUGGACCAAAGUGCCCUGGAAAAGGACUCUGAGCUGGAGGUGGUGGUAAUUCUGGAGGGAAUGGUGGAGGCCACAGCCAUGACGACCCAAUGCCGCAGCUCCUACUUGGCGUCUGAAAUCCUCUGGGGGCAUCGCUUUGAGCCAGUGCUCUUUGAGAGGAAAGAUGGUUACCAGGUGGAUUACUCUUUCUUUAACAGGACAUAUAAAGUUCCCAGUACGCCCUCCUGCAGUGCAAAAGAGCUGAAUGAACAGAAGAAUAUCCACAGCUCAGGAUCAUCUUUUUGUUAUGAGAAUGAGGUGGCCCUUCAACUUGUGUCCUCUGAACUUGACCAAAAAUCCUCCUCUCCACCAACGCAAACGCCAUUGCUGGGGUUGGGGCAUCUACACUACAACUGA